GAGAGAAAGAGAGAGUGAGAGAGGGAAGGGGGGGGAGGAUGCUGGUGGAGCGAGGCGGGACAUCUCAGCAUCCUCAGUCCUCCUGCGCGUCUCGUCGAGUGCACAUGCGCCAUCUUCACCGUCACCGAAAGGACAGCUGAAGAAGCCACGUCCCCCCAUGACUUUGAUUCGGGAUACAACUUCUAUGUGGAACCAGAGUUGAAGAGGGAGCAGCAGAGACGAUUGGUGAAUUGGUCACGGCCCGCAGCCUCCCUCCCCGUCUCCCUCCUCCUCAGCCCCACCGCCACUUCCUUUGCUUCCCGUCUUUGUCCCGCCUCCCCGCCACUAUGUCUGGCCUGGCUUCCUUCCUCGUCCCCCUCGCCCUCCUCUUCCUCUCCCUGCUGCCACCCUGCCAGUCAGAGUCCCAGCGUGGCGCGGCGGGCAGCGACCUCGACCAUCGUGUGGUCUCCGCCUCCAUGCUGCCCUCCUCCGGGACCUAUGGGAACAGCAGCGUGCCCGGACACGGGAAAUGUGAUGACGUGACGGUGUGCAAGCCGGGCAUCCUUCUGCCCGUUUGGCAGCCCAGCGAACCGGGGCUUGGAAACCAGGUGGCCAGAGCCGUGGUCUACUUUGUGUCUCUCAUGUACAUGUUUCUGGGCGUGUCCAUCAUUGCAGACCGCUUCAUGGCGUCCAUUGAGGUCAUCACAUCACAGGAGAAGGAAGUGACCAUCACUUUGCCAAAUGGCGAAACAUCAGUGGCGACUGUUCGAAUCUGGAAUGAAACCGUGUCUAAUCUCACCCUCAUGGCCCUGGGCUCCAGCGCCCCAGAGAUCCUGCUGUCUGUUAUAGAGGUGUGUGGUCACCAAUUCGAGGCAGGCGAGUUAGGGCCGGGAACCAUCGUCGGGAGUGCCGCCUUCAACAUGUUCGUAAUCAUCAGCAUCUGCGUGUGGACCAUCCCCAACGGCCAAGUACGCAAGAUCAAGCACCUCAGGGUUUUCUUCAUCACCGCCUUCUGGAGCAUCUUCGCCUACAUCUGGCUCUACCUCAUCCUGUCCGUCAUGUCACCCGGCGUAGUGGAGGUGUGGGAAGCCUUGGUGACGCUGCUGUACUUCCCAGUGUGCGUCCUCCUGGCCUGGAUCGCCGACCGCCGCCUGCUUUUCUACAAGUACAUGGGCAAGCGUUACCGCGCCGACAAACGCCACGGCAUCGUCGUGGAGAUGGAGGGAGAUUUGACGCCCAACAAGGGCGGCAUGGAGAUGAUCGCGGACGGCAAGUUCCUGCCACGAGGGGGCACUGUGGUGCCGGCUGAGAUCUAUGGAAAUGGUGACGGUGGAGCGGGCGUGGCGGCCAACAACGUUGGUGCGGCAGCGGGGUCCUCGUCGGCGGGAGCUGGGGGAAACCUGCCCAGCUCCAACAACGCUACGGCCAACUUGGAAACCAGUCGGGAGCUGGAUGAGAGUCGCAAGGAGGUCAUUCGCAUCUUGAAGGAGCUGAAGCAGAAGUAUCCCGACAAAGAACUGGACCAGCUGAUGGAGCUGGCCAACUACUACGCGCUGCUGCACCAACAGAAGAGCCGAGCCUUCUACCGCAUACAGGCCACUCGCAUGAUGAUCGGAGCCGGGAACGUCCUGAAGAAGCACGCCGCCGACCACGCCCGCCGCGCUGUCGUCACUGACGAGGAGGCGCCGGAAGACGACGACCUGGCCGUGUGCAGCCGCAUCUCCUUUGAAAGCGCACACAGUCAGUGCAUGGAGAACUGUGGCGUCCUCACGCUGGCCGUUGUCUGCCAAGGGGGCCUGGGCGAGAACACUUUCUACGUGGAUUACAGGACCGAGGACGGUUCGGCCAAUGCCGGGUCCGAUUACGAGUACAGCGAAGGAACUCUGGUGUUCAAGCCUGGAGAGACGCGCAAGGAGAUUAAGGUUGGGAUCAUCGACGACGACAUAUUCGAGGAGGACGAGCACUUCUUUGUACGUCUACUCAACCUGCGUGUCGGCGACGCAGAGGGGAUGUUUGAGAGCGACGAGGCGGGCGCCAUCCCCAAAGCUCGCCUGAUGGAGCCCCUGGUCGCCACGGUGACCAUCCUGGACGACGACCACGCCGGCAUCUUCACCUUCAGCGAGCGCAUGGUGCGGGUGAGCGAGAGCGUGGGCACCAUGGAGGUGACGGUGGUGCGCAACUCGGGCGCCCGCGGCACGGUCAUCCUGCCCUACCACACCGAGUCGGGCACGGCGAAGGCCGGCGAGGACUUUGAGGACGCGCAGGGGGAGCUGGAGUUCACUAACGACCAGACCACUCAAACACUCCUGGUGAGGAUAAUCGAUGAUGAAGAAUACGAAAAACACGAAAACUUCUUCAUCGUCUUGGAGGAGCCACGCUGGCUGAAGAGAGGAAUCUCAGCCCUGCUGCUCAGCCAAGAGGGGGCGGAGGGUCAGAUGAGUGCGGAGGAGGAGGAGGCCCGUCGGAUCGCUGAGAUGGGGAAGCCCAUCCUGGGAGAGCACAGUCGCCUGGAGGUGGUCAUUGAGGAGUCCUACGAGUUCAAGAGCACCGUCGACAAGCUCAUUAAGAAGACCAACUUGGCGCUGGUCAUCGGCACGCACUCCUGGAGGGAACAGUUUGUGGAGGCGGUCACUGUGAGCGCAGGUGACGGCGACGAUGACGAGGAGGGCCGGGAGGAGCGCCUCCCUUCCUGCUAUGACUACGUCAUGCACUUCGUCACCGUCUUCUGGAAGGUUCUGUUUGCCUGCGUACCCCCCACAGAGUACUGGAACGGCUGGGCCUGCUUCUGUGUCUCCAUCAGCGCCAUCGGCCUCCUCACCGCCUUCAUCGGAGACUUGGCGUCACACUUUGGCUGCACGGUGGGACUCCGGGACACGGUGACUGCCGUGGUCUUUGUGGCUCUGGGAACAUCCAUUCCAGACACAUUUGCCAGCAAAGUGGCCGCCAUACAAGACCAGCAUGCAGACGCCUGUGUCGGAAAUGUCACCGGCAGCAACGCCGUCAAUGUCUUCCUGGGAAUCGGCGUGGCGUGGUCGGUGGCCGCCGUCUACUGGAAGAUCAAGGGGAAACCGUUCAAGGUGGAUCCGGGCUCACUGGCUUUCUCCGUCACGCUCUUCACCAUCUUCGCUUUCGUCUCCAUGGGCGUGCUCUUGUUCCGACGCCGGCCCUCCAUCGGCGGCGAGCUGGGCGGCCCCCGGGUAUCCCGCAUCCUGACGAGCUUGCUCUUCCUGGGCCUGUGGUUCCUCUACAUCCUCUUUUCCAGCCUGGAGGCGUACUGCCACAUCAAGGGCUUCUAAGAAGGAGAUGACCAACGUAGUUCCACAACAACACACACACACUUUGACACGCUACAGGUGUAGGUUAAGAGGGCUCUUUGAUGCACACACACACAUACACACACACACGUACUCUUGGAUAAAGUGAUGACAGCAAACUCGGGUACAAGCAAUUUAGAUGGCAAAAGAAAGUCUGUUGAUGGCGAGAAGAGAAGAGUGAAUGUAGCGUUGACGUGGAUGCAAGUAAAGGUUGUAUCAGAGGAUGGCACUGCCGUCGGAAAAGUGUUUGCCCAAGAAAAUCCUCCCCCCCCCCCCCCCCCCCCCCCCACUCAGCGGUUCCAGGCGAGGAGGGGGGUGAAAUGGAGUCGAAUGUUUACUUUGACUUUAUGUACUGCACGGGAAGCUUGUUAAGUGUUUACACGGCUAAUGGACACAUCAGAGGAAGGCACUUCUCAACACGCGCUGUAAAUAGAACUGCACAUCUCGAGCGAGCCGCCCUCCGAUGUUUGUUAGGGGGCCCCAUACUGCGAAUCAAGGUGUCGCCAUCAUCCUGCACGGUUUCCAUAGUAACCAUAUCCCUGGAGAAGGGGGACUUUUUGAGCAUGUGUAGCCAGAUGUUGCCAUCCCCGUCACCCCGUAUGUCAUGUAGAAUUGUACCGUAAAUGGCCAUACUCGCAUUUGUGCGCUGAUGUGUGUGUUUGUGUGAUUACAGUCAUGGCACUAGGAGUGCUGGUGGGGCCAAUAAUCCACUACCGCACUACUACUACUUGAUCUUGCAGCAGUGGUGAAAGGUAAUGCAUGGGUGGUUCAAUUUAGCAGCUAAAGCCAUGAAAUUAUUUCACGUGUGUUCAUUAUGGAGGCACAACUCGUCAUAUUACAGAGGAUCUGGACUUGCACAUGAUUUGGGGCCCGCACAAUGUUUCAUGACACCACCCGUACAAUGCCUUAACUACUACAGCCGCCAGCUGUGAGAUCACUUGUUCUCACUGAACUUGUUGUCGCGUCACAUCCGAUUGGUUCCUCACUGCAAUCGGUGCAAGUAGUAGUCGACCAAGGGUUGCGUGUCUGGAUGUGGCCCGAGUCGAGGUGCGUCAAAACGGAUGCGGCGCUAUUAAAUCAAGUCCAGUACCUGUGACGGUGUUUUAGUAUUAGUCGCUGCUCGCUAGAUUUAGUAGAGGCGGAUAAGUGCUGCACGGCAUUGCACAGGAGGAAUAGAACAUCAAUUCAAGUCAAUGGUCCAGGUCAUUGCAUUCUCAGGGCAUUCAGUCUUAGAAGACGUUUCGCUUCUCAACCAUGUAGGCUUCAUCAGUUCAUGCUCAUAGACUUAGAUUGGUCAGAUCUCGUCUUAGAUUGGUCAGAUGCAAAAGAGCAAUCCUGUAGAUGCCAAGGACAAGUCGUUGAAGUGGAAUUUCCCCUCGUGAGCAUUGGGGUAUUGUGUGGCAGAACGAUUGCUGUGGAUCGACCACUAUCAGCCCAACAUAUUUGGAGUCACUCAGGUUAGCAUUCCAUUCAGUUGUAAACAAAUGGCACAAAGUAGAAUCUAUGACCACAAUGUUUCUAACUUCUGUUAUUUGUUGGAGGCUCAGUUGCAGAGUCUUUGAACCAUUCCUAUAUCAAGAUACAGGUGAUGGAAUUCCUGCUGGGCAUUGCUGCCUGACGCACCUCCUCCAGUGCCUUUUGAUAAGUGUGCUGUGACACCUCACCGAACGCCUCUGUGGACAUAAACGGGUCCUCAGCUGGGGACCACCAUUCAUCAACGUUUCGCUCCUUUAACCCCAGAACGUCUCAUGGUGGCGGAGCGAUGGCAGGGAUGUCUCCCUGCCACCCCCUGCUGAUGUCUUAGGUGUUUGCCCCCCAACUCUUAUGCUUCCUCCUUAGCCACAGCCAGAAGCUGCCUUUGUCCGCCUCCUCGGCCAGCUCUUUCAUGGCUUUCCGAUGCCCCGCUCCUGUGCAUCCAAUGUCUCGGAGUAGGCUGGCAGUUGAGGAACCCACGAAGCCCCUACACCCUACUUCCACAGGGCAGAUGACGGCUUUCCAGCCAGCCUCCCUGCACUCUGCUGCCAGGUCAGAGUACUACUUUGUUGGAGGCUCAGUUGCAGAGUCUUUGAACCAUUCCUAAAAGACUAACAGGUUGAUCCACAGCAAUCAUUCUGCCACACAAUAUACCUCAAUGCUACCAAAGGGAAAUUCCACUUCAACGACUGUCAUGGGCAUGCUCUUUUGCAUUUCAACAGUUGUUUUUCUCACUACGACAGGGCGGAACCAUCCUUGCCAUGGCAAAACAACCUGGUGUUGGAGUAUAAAUAUUAGGGGUUUUGGCACCAGCCGCCAGACUAGAUGUGAUCAAUCUCAGUCUAACACUAAAUCUGACCAAUAUCAGUCUAAGACUAGAUCUGACCAAAUCUCAGUCUAAGACUAGAUCUGACCAAUCUCAGUCUAAGACUAAAUCUGACCAAUCUCAGUCUAAGACUAAAUCUGACCAAUCUCAGUCUAAGACUAGAUCUGACCAAUCUCAAUCUAAGACUAAAUCUGACCAAUCUCAGUCUAAGACUAGAUCUGACCAAUCUCAGUCUAAGACUAAUUGUGACCAAUCUCAGUCUAAGACUAGAUCUGACCAAUCUCAGUCUGACUAGAUCUGACCAAUGUAAGUCUGAUAGCAUGACCUGAUGAAGCCUACUUGGAUGAGAGGCGAAAUGUCUUCUAAGACAAACCAAGCAGUCCAGUUGAAUGCCCUUAGAACAUACAUUCAAAUAUUUGCAUUUUAAGUUACCAAAACCAUCGGUUGUACGCAACGAGCAGAUGCAAGACUAAAUAAACUGCAAACCAUCAGUGCGGCAAAUUCUCCCGGAUGAUUGUUUGUUGUCAUAUUCUACAUUCCUUACAUCCUAACAUGUACGGUGAUGUCACAGUGCAUCAGCAGAGUUGUCAACAUUUUGUCUUUCGGACUAUAAGUGCUGUACAAGUGUGUUUUGUGUUCCGUGAGAUCAAAAAGUUCUGUUUGCCUGAACAAAGCCAACUUUGUACCCUUUCUAGAGCUAAUUUUGUAUAUUUUCCUCGCAGGUGCAACAGAGGUAGUUUUUUUUUGUACAGUACUUCUGGACAAUGUUUAGAGUGGUCUCAGUGUCCACAAACACUAGAGUUUACAUGACUUGAGUCGAUUAGAUUUUGAUACAAGUCUCCUUUGAGUGCUAGGCUAUCAUAACCAAGCGUAUCCAAUUGACUGAAAUAACCGUGUGUGCUUACUGCUGUUUGAGUUGAAGAGCAUUUAUUUGUGUUUAUGAAGAAACAAGCUGUGCCGCAGGUCCUUGAUUUCAAUGUGCAAUACAGAAAACAUGUCUUUCCCUAUUAGCUUGGACAUGAGGUCGUCUUCUCCGUCUGUGCCAGUGUUUGUCGCUCUUCAUCCUGCUCCUACAACGGCGGCGCUGUUUUGAGUGUACGUAGCAUGUUUACAUGAAGAAACGGUGUGGAACAUUGGCAGAUUAUAUCGACAGAGGAGGGUUUCCAAACAUGAGGUCGCGUCAACAUUUAAGAUGGCGUGUCAUGAAAAUGCACGUUUGCUGAACUCAGACCCCAAAGCAGAACUGUCAACAGCCGGCCAAUGUUCCGUGUUUCCAUUUGGCUUCGGCCUUUGUUGUUCUCUAGUUAGAUGUGUUGCCCCCUACCCCUACCUAGUGUGGGCUUGUUUGCGUUCUCCAUGUUCCUCUACGGCUGCAUGAGCACCCCCAUGCAUCCCCUAUGUGUUUUUAGCAGCAUGUGAAGGACACCUAUUGGCAUAUUUAAUAGGGUCCCUGCAAUCCCAACUUCAGAGGCGCUGGGUGUAUCAAAUAAGCAAGUGACACAAAUAUCAGUGUCAUGUUCUUGCCUUUGGGGAACUGUGAAAAUAAGAACCCAGUCUGUUGGGCCGCGGCAACAUUUCGACGCAAUGUUGCCGAUCUGUUUGAUUGUUGAUGUACAAUAUCUGUGUUGUGUUUGUGUCCCCUCCCUUCUCCCUCCUAUGUCUCGUUCUUCUGUGUCUUUGUGUGAACAUCUCUCUCUGCCUGACCCUUUGUAGAGAACAAAAAAAAAACAAUUACAUGUGUUUGACAUUUAACUCAUUAACUCAGAGUAAUAUUUAAGUUUUAUAUGAAAUGUACAAAAAAAAAUUCAAAAAUGAUGCUUGUUUUCAGAACAUGGCAUGAGGUGUAAUGUGUUGGUCAACAGAGGUUGACCUUAUUUGAAUAUAUUUUAUUUAUUUUCAAACCAGCACGUGUCUGAGUCUUAAUUUCUACAGAAUAUCAUGAAGGUAAUAUCAACCCCUGAGUAUACCUACCAAGAAUAGAACAAAUAUAAAAGUACAAUCAGUGACUAUGAUAUACCAAAUUGGUCUUGGUGGUACCAAAUUAGUUUUGAUGAUCAUAGUGGGGCCAGCAGGAGAUCAUCUUGAGUGGAGACAAAAAAAUUCAAAAAUGAUGCUUGUUUUCAGAACAUGGCAUGAGGUGUAAUGUGUUGGUCAACAGAGGUUGACCUUAUUUGAAUAUAUUUUAUUUAUUUUCAAACCAGCACGUGUCUGAGUCUUAAUUUCUACAGAAUAUCAUGAAGGUAAUAUCAACCCCUGAGUAUACCUACCAAGAAUAGAACAAAUAUAAAAGUACAAUCAGUGACUAUGAUAUACCAAAUUGGUCUUGGUGGUACCAAAUUAGUUUUGAUGAUCAUUUACCCGUGUAAGUGAUCAUAGUUUUUAGGUUAUUAACGCGUUUUCAUUCAUAACUAGCCCCGCCACCUUGUCAAAAUCAAUCAAUCAAUCAAAGUUUAUUUAUGUAGCCCUAAAUCACGAGUGUCUCAAAGGGCUGCACAAGCCACAACGACAUCCUCGGCUCAGAUCCCACAUCAGGGCAGGGAAGAACUCAACCCAAUGGGCUACAAUGAGAAACCUUGGAGGGGACCACCGAUGUGGUCGACUGGUGUAAUGGACGUCGAGUGGAUCUAGUUAAUAGUGUGAGAGUCCAGUCCAUAGUGGGGCCAGCAGGAGAUCAUCUUGAGUGGAGACAAGUCAGCAGCGCAGAGACGUCCCCAACUCAAUCAAUCAAUCAAUCAAUCAAUGUUUACUUAUAUAGCCCUAAAUCCAGAGUGUCUCAAAGGGCUGCACAAACCACAACGACAUCCUCGGCUCAGAUCCCACAUCAGGGCAAGGAACUGAUGCACAGGUGAGGGGUCCACCCCAGGUCCUAACUUUGAACAGCUAGCGCAACAUCUGUGGUCACCUAAUCUGUGCCCCACCUCAAGAGCAGAAAAGAGACGGCAGAUCAACUAGUCUAAAAGGGGGGUCUAUUUAAAGGCUAGAGUAUACAAAUGAGUUUCAAGAUGGGACUUAAAUGCUUCUACUGAGGUAGCAUCUCUAACUGUUACCGGGAGGGCAUUCCAGAGUACUGGAGACCGAAUAGAAAACGCUCUAUAGCCCGCAGACUUUUUUUGGGCUCUGGGAAUCCCUUAUGAGCCGGAGUUCUUUGAACGCGAUUUCUUGCCGAGACAUAUGAGUCAUAAAAUAUUAAUGACAUAAAAACUAUAAUAGUUACAUACAAAAAUGUCGCAAAAUAAAAUGGGUCAAGUCUGGGGAUACAAUAUUGCCAAAAGUAUUUGGCCACCCAUCCAAAUGAUAAAUUGGGGCUUGGCCCCUUAGUUCCAGUGAAAGGAACUUUGAAUGCUCCAGGAUAUCAAAACAUUUUGGACAAUUCCAUGUUCCCAACCUUGUGGGAACAGUUUGGAGCGGGCCCCUUCCUCUUCCAAAACAAGGUCCAUAAAGACAUGGAUGAAAGAGUCUGGUGUGGAUUAACUUGACUGGCCUGCACAGAGUCCUGACCUGAGCCCAAUAGAACACCUUUGGGAUGAAUUUAACGGAGACUGAGAGCCAGGCCUUCUCCACCAACAUCAGUGUGUGACCUCACCAAUGCGCUUUUGAAAGAAUGGUGGAAAAUCCCUAUAAACAAACUCCGCAACCUUGUGGACAGCCUUCCCAGGAGAGUUGAAGCUGUAAUAGCUGCAAAAGGUGGACCGACAUAUUGAACCCUAUGGGUUAGUCCAGGGUGUACCCCGCCUUCUGCCCGAUUGUAGCUGAGAUAGGCUCCAGCACCCUAUAAAACCUAUACAAGUGACAUUGUUAUCACCAGGAAAGAUGAGGUCACCUACCUAGGUUCCAUUCUAGAGGCUAAUCUUUCCUGUGAUAAAAUGGCAACCAAGGUAAUCAAAAAGGUCAACCAACGAACGAGAUUUCCCUAUAGAAUCUCCUCUCUGGUCAACAAAAGCACCAUGAAGAUUCUAGCGGGAACUCUCAUUCAACCUUUUUUCAAUCACGCAUGCACCUCCUGGUACCCAGCACCUCCAAAACCCUCAAAUCUAGACUCCAAACAUCCCAGAACAAGCUAGUCAGAUUACUUCUAGACCUCCACCCCAGAUCACACCUCACUCCUACCCACUUCUCCAAAGUGGGCUGGCUCAGGGUGGAGGACAGAGUAAAACAACUUGCACUGAGCCUAGUCUAUAAAAUCCGCUACACCUCCCUGAUACCAAAGUACAUGUCAAACUACUUCCUUAACGUAAAUGACCGCCACAACCACAACACCAGGGGGAGCUCCACAAACCACGUUAAACCCAGAUUCCGAUCUAACAAAGGUCUUAACUCAUUCGCUUUCUAUGCCACAUCAAUAUGGAAUGCACUCCCAACAGUUGUAAAAGAAAGGGCAUCUCUAUCCUCCUUCAAAACCGCACUAAAAGAACACCUCCAGGCAACUUCAACCCCAAACUAACACCCUCCCUUCCACAUCCCACCUCCCCUGAUUGUAAAUAAUCAAAUGUAAAUAAUCAAAUGUAUAUACUUGUUCUUAUGCUUUCUGAUCUCUCUCUCUCUAUGUCCACUACUUGCUGUACAUAUCCUACCAAUCCUACACUGUUCCAAUGUCCAUUUCUCUGAUGAUGCAAUUGUUGAUGACUGAAGUGUUGAUAUCAACCAAACCUAACCCCCCCCCCCCUCCACAUCCCACACCCCGGAUUGUAAAUAAUGUAAAUAAUUCAAUGUAUAUACUCUGAUGAUUAUCUUGUGUGAUGACUGUAUUAUGAUGAUAGUAUAUAUAUCUGUAUCAUGAAUCAAUUUAAGUGGACCCCGACUUGAACAAGUUGAAAAACGUAUUCGGGUGUUACCAUUUAGUGGUCAAUUGUACGGAAUAUGUACUGUA
This is a messenger RNA of Entelurus aequoreus (snake pipefish), 10459 nucleotides long. Its product is annotated as sodium/calcium exchanger 2-like. The coding region runs from base 327 to 3275 and encodes 982 amino acids. Gene Ontology annotation, cellular component: sarcolemma; axon; postsynapse. The record is from RefSeq and is a predicted model, not a curated record. NCBI's taxonomy places the organism in Eukaryota, Metazoa, Chordata, Actinopteri, Syngnathiformes, Syngnathidae. Gene Ontology annotation, molecular function: calcium:sodium antiporter activity. The transcript has 17 exons. Gene Ontology annotation, biological process: cell communication; calcium ion import across plasma membrane; sodium ion transmembrane transport.